UUGAAAACAAGUUUGAAGUGUUCUUAACAAAUAAACAAUGUUAAUGGAUAUAUUUGUUGUGUAAACAAACAUUAAUAAUUUAUAUCAUUGUCGUGGUUUUGCUGAAGAGGAUUUGACACAUUUUUAUACGAGUUGAUAUAAAUGAACAUUAUGCAGCCUUUGCCUCUGUCUGUGAGCGAGUCGUCGGCAUUCAGCCGACCAAGGUCAACUUCUCCUAUAGACGUGGAAUCGACGGCGGAAGAUUUGUCCGGACGGAAACCGGAGAUGUCGCGGUCGCCUUCACCGUGUAAUAGUGACCGUUUGUCGCCGGAAGUUGAACACAGGGACGCCGGUGUAUAUAGUGGACGUACUUGUGAUACAUACGCACCGCAUACAGCAUUUAAAACACCUCUCAGAUUUGGAGUUGACUCAUUAAUAUCACAUUCAUCAAAUAUGAAUUCCACCAGAGACCAUUCUUUAAAAUCCAGCAGUUUAAGUAUUAAUAUACAUACCUCUCAUACACGACCACCACAUUUCUCUCCCGGAAGGGAUUCGGACGCCAGCGACCAGCACUCACCCCGCUCCGACACCUCUAGUCCGCCGACGUCCGAGCACUCGCCACCGCCGCCCGCACACAACAAAUCCCAUAGUUCCUCCUUCAGCAUGGAUGACAUUCUUGGCCGAAGCCCACCUACGACGACUCGACUUCCGGAGCCCACGAGCCCGGCGUACGUGCCCAGCCCGGCGCACGAGUCCCGAUGGCCAAGCAGCCUCGGUGUCAACGCCGGCUUCCCAUGGCUGCCAUCUUCAAGAAUCUCACCACCGCCAAGCGCCGUGAGCCCCCAAAGAAUGAACCCACAGAAGUGCACACUCCGGAAGCACAAGACAAACCGGAAGCCGCGGACCCCGUUCACCACUUCACAGCUCCUGGCGCUGGAGCGGAAGUUCCGCCAGAAACAGUACCUCUCCAUAGCCGAGCGGGCCGAGUUCAGCGCCUCGUUAAAUCUCACAGAGACCCAGGUGAAAAUAUGGUUCCAGAACCGCAGAGCCAAGGCCAAAAGACUCCAUGAGGCGGAAAUCGAAAAGUUGAAAAUGGCCGCCAAACCCAUGCUGCCACCAGCGCUUGGGAUCACCUUUCCGGCGGCCGCCGCGCUAUAUGGAGCCCAUCUUGGUCGCUCACAAUUAAUCGCAAACCCGUUUGGUUCACCAUUUUCGUAUGGCUGCCCACCAAGUUCCAUGUACCACUGACCAACCACUUCCUGUACUGUGUCGGUUGACUCUUAAGCAGCAUUAUGAGGCAUGCUUGCAGCCUCCUGUCCGCGUCCUUCGUGAGUUAGGAGCCCUUGUGCUUUAGGGACCGGGGUGGGAUACGCAGACAUACACAGUUUGGUUCGAUCUAGCGACCAGCGUUUACUCUGCGACAUUGCGUCGAAAGUGCUUCCGUUACCGCCAUAAUUGUGUGCGGAGAACCGUUCGUGAAAUCUUACAUUGAAAUUUCACAAUGAAGAAAUGACACUCAGUAUUUAUUCGGUUCAAACCAAAUUGUUCUUGGAAGAAGAACAAUGUUUUUUUACAAUUUUGUUAUAUUAUUAUGUGUAAUAUGUUUUUUAUAUUAUUUUGUUGUUAGUGUUGCAAAACGAUAAUGAAAAUAAAAAUCAA
Messenger RNA from Mya arenaria, 1638 nucleotides. Its product is annotated as homeobox protein MSX-2-like. Lineage: Eukaryota; Metazoa; Mollusca; Bivalvia; Myida; Myidae. Gene Ontology annotation, cellular component: nucleus. Gene Ontology annotation, molecular function: RNA polymerase II transcription regulatory region sequence-specific DNA binding; DNA-binding transcription factor activity, RNA polymerase II-specific. The transcript has 2 exons. The coding region runs from base 142 to 1227 and encodes 361 amino acids. Gene Ontology annotation, biological process: embryonic morphogenesis; regulation of transcription by RNA polymerase II. The record is from RefSeq and is a predicted model, not a curated record.